Molecule: messenger RNA, 201 nt
Organism: Fonticula alba
Lineage: Eukaryota; Rotosphaerida; Fonticulaceae
Exons: 3
Coding region: 1-201 (66 amino acids)
Source: RefSeq, a predicted model, not a curated record
AUGAGUGUGAUUGCCAUCCAGUUUGAGGGGCCCAACGCCAUUGCCAAGUGGCGCGAGCUCAUCGGGCCCACGCGCCCCGUGCAGUAUGCCUUGCUUGACGACCCGACCGCCUACCACCCCCCGAAUGCCCCAAACUCUCCCCAGACGGCGGCCUCGGAGAUUGCAUUCUGGUUCGAUGGGACCUUCGGCCAGGAGGAGUAG